AUGACCGCAGAAGAACUGUUCGCUGCUCUGGAGGCAAAAAUGGCUGCACUUGAGAAGAAGUUGGAGAGUACCGAGCAGCCUAAGGCUAAUGAGUCAUCUGAUGUUUCUGUAUCAACAGAGCAGCACCGAGCUCGGGCCAGAAUCGUCAUCAGCAGAGUCAAUAGCGAAGGAGUCCGCGAGGAUAGUUUGCCAAACGUGACUCCAAAAAAGGAAAGCUGUGAGCAGAAAGAUUACGCAUUUACGCUACGUAAGAUUGUUUCCGACGACACGAGCGAUGCCAACGACAGUGAAAUUGAGAUUGAAAGUCCAAAACUGUGGGAGCUUGUGAAGGAAUGCGUAAGAGGUUAUCCCUACCAUAUUUACCAAGGGAAUCUUCCCAAGACCCUCGACGCUCCCUAUGAAGCCAUCAUCUUUAACUGGGACAACCUGCUUAAGGCCAGUCAAAAUCCCAAUGCUGCAGACGAGGUAGCCCGGGCCGACCUCAAGGAACUGUUGGAAGCCAUCGAGAAGGGAACGGGAUCUCCAAGGUUGGACAAUUAUCUACGAAAGAGACGCUCGCUCAAGGAACAAAACUUAAUCACCUUUGAAACGCUAUGGACCCUUUUCCCUCCAGGAUCCUUGGUCUAUGGCAAGGCGUUCCAGGGCCAGGACCAAGUAUUCAUUGUUGAGGAUAAUACCAGUCCUUGGCCAUUGGGGGAUACCUUCCACCUUCGCUGCUGGGCCUACGACUGGGACGGGUCCCAAUUCAAGCGCCUCCCGUUUCGCCUGAAAUUCGACUCAUUCAACGAUGAGAAACCAAUCAACUCUUUACCGUACUAUCCUUUGGAGUUCUAUGAAGACCCCGAAGCGCUCAAGAAAAGAUUGAUCAAGCGAGGUAUGAAGUACAGAAAGCUCUGCACCGCCAAACCAGGAUCGCAGAUGUUUGAAUAUUCUGGUCCGGCUGUUUUCUUAAAGAAAGGAUUCUCGGGCCUUCAGGGCGUGGACGAGCCAGACGGAGAGCUGGAGAGCGAUCUUGUCUCUCAGGAUGUCUACGGCCUCUCUUCGAAACUAUCAACCAGCGGCCGCGCUCAUAAAUCCAUCGAGGUGCGAGGUCGAGUUAUGGUUGACUUUCACUCUUACUUUCGGUACGGACUUGGAGUCGCAAGCAUUGGCGAUCUUGUGCCUGACGAGGGUCACACUGAAUGCCAGUGUCCGAGUUGCCAAGAAAAUAUAUCACUUAGAGCGACCUUUAGAUCUGAUUACGACAAGGCCAAUGCCGAUGGCAGCCAGUGGGAUCCUGAGCAAUUCCUCAUAUGUCCACCGAGGGUGCUGGGGUACAUCUUGCGCGAAAAGCAGUGGGCCCAACUGCAGGUUGACUCAUUGUCAGAGGUCGCGGCAGAGCAUCGCAACGCUUGGUCCGAUGGGCUGAAGCUUGCUAACAAAGCCACGAAAGAAAUGAUUCUCUCGCUAGUUACCGGCCAUGGCCGAGAGGGGUUGGAAGUGGAGGAUAUUGUUGAACGGAAAGGGAAGGGAUUGGUCCUCCCGGGGUGGGCAAGACAUCAACCGCUGAAACGGUCGCCAUCAAGGCUCGAAAGCCACUCUUUGCCAUUAGUGUUGCCGACCGACGAAGCGGACGUGUUUCUCCAGAGUCGAUCGCUGGGUAUUGGCUUUGGAGCCAACACCGAGAGAAACGCUCUAGUUUCCGGAAUCCUGAUGUUGACUACGAAUCAAAUUGCCCAAUUCGACGUCGCUGUCCACUCGCGUAUCCACGUCGCGAUAAAAUACGAUGAACUUAGUGAACAACGAGCGACGUCAAUUUUCAAAAAUUUCCUGGACCCACUGAGGGAUAAGGGAAUGGUUCAGGGUUACGAGGAGAUUAUGGAAUGGAUAGAGAGCGAUAUUCACCGCAUGAAAUUUGAUGGACGCCAGAUCCGAAACGUCGUUACCUCGGCCUGUAGUCUGGCUCGAGCUGAGGGAAAAUCAAAACUGGAGAAGAAUCAUCUCCUAAAGGUGGUGGACAACGUCAAGGACUUCAAGCUCGAGUUCAUUAAACAGUACGAGCACUAUAAGUCGCAGCAGAAAGGAUCCGCUCUGUGA
This is a messenger RNA of Aspergillus terreus NIH2624, 2076 nucleotides long. RefSeq lists its product as uncharacterized. NCBI's taxonomy places the organism in Eukaryota, Fungi, Ascomycota, Eurotiomycetes, Eurotiales, Aspergillaceae. The transcript is spliced from 6 exons. The coding region runs from base 1 to 2076 and encodes 691 amino acids. The record is from RefSeq and is a predicted model, not a curated record.